Molecule: messenger RNA, 3163 nt
Organism: Gallus gallus (chicken)
Lineage: Eukaryota; Metazoa; Chordata; Aves; Galliformes; Phasianidae
Gene: PM20D1
Product: peptidase M20 domain containing 1
Exons: 13
Coding region: 32-1585 (517 amino acids)
Biological process (GO): amino acid metabolic process
Molecular function (GO): metallocarboxypeptidase activity; hydrolase activity, acting on carbon-nitrogen (but not peptide) bonds, in linear amides
Source: RefSeq, marked validated
AGCGAGCGGCGGCGGCCUAAGUCCGCCGGCCAUGGCGGGUGGGUGCGGGCGGCGGCGGGUAGUUGUGUGCGCGGUGGCGUUGGGGCUGAGCGCGGCGGUGCUGGCUCUAACGGCCGUAGUGUUGCUCCGCGCCUACGUGCUGCGCUCCCCGGCCAUCCCGCGGCUGUGGGCGCGGCGCGGGAGCACCGCCGCUUUCAGUGCCAGCGAGAGGCGGGAGCUGAAGGAAGCGCUGCGAGGUGCUGUUCGAAUCCCGACUGUUUCCUUGUCUUCGGAGGACUUCAACACAACUGCCAUGGCAGAGUUUGGGGAUUACAUUCGGAAAGCCUUCCCAGCUGUCUUUUCUUCCAAGUUCAUUCAACAUGAAAUCAUUGGGGAGUACAGCCACCUCUUCACCGUUCAGGGUUCUGACUCUGAAAUGAUGCCCUACAUGCUGCUCGCACACAUGGAUGUUGUGCCCGCUCCCCCUGAGGGCUGGGAUUUCCCUCCUUUCUCAGCUGCAGAGCAUGAAGGUUUCAUCUAUGGACGAGGAACGCUGGACAACAAAAACUCUGCCAUUGGCAUUCUGCAAGCUCUAGAAUUCUUACUGAGAAGAAAUUACAGACCCCGCAGGUCUUUCUAUGUUGGCAUUGGCCAUGAUGAAGAGGUGUUUGGUCAGAAGGGAGCACUGAAGAUUGCAGCUCUGCUGGAAUCCAGAGGAGUGAAACUCUCCUUCUUGCUGGAUGAGGGAAGUGCUAUACUGGAUGGCAUCAUUGCAGGUGUGAAGAAGCCAGUAGCUCUAAUUGCUGUGACAGAGAAGGGUUUAAUGACACUGAACUUCACCGUGGAAAAAGAGCCAGGACAUUCAUCCUUCCCUCCAAAAGAGACAAGUAUUGGCAUUCUUGCAACAGCAGUGUCCAGACUGGAGCAGAAUCCCAUGCGCAGUCUGUUUGGCCAUGGUCCGGAACUCAUGACUAUGGAGCACCUUGCAUCAGAGUUCAAUUUUCCUCUCAAUCUCAUCAUGAGCAAUCUCUGGCUGUUUUCGCCUAUUGUCAGCAGAGUUCUUGCCUGGAAACCUUCCACUAAUGCCUUGAUUCGAACUACUACAGCAGUCACAAUGUUUAACGCAGGAAUCAAGUUCAAUGUCAUCCCACCAUCUGCAAGAGCAACUGUGAACUUCCGGAUCCACUCUGGAGAGAAGGCCAAAGAGGUGCUAGAGACAGUUAGAAACACAGUUGCGGAUGACAGAGUGAAGAUUGAUGUCAUAGAGGCCCUUGACCCCCUACCCAUCAGCCCAUGGGAUGACCAGACCUUUGGAGUCCAUGUUUUUCAAAGAACCAUUCUGGAUACUUUCCCAAAUGUUGACAGUGUAGUCCCAGGCACGUGUAUUGGAAACACAGACAGCAGGCAUUUCACUAACGUCACAAAUGCCAUUUAUCGAUUUAACCCAGUGCUCUUGAAGUCAGAUGAUCUUCCCAGGAUCCAUGGGUUGAAUGAGAGAAUCUCGGUUGAGAGUUAUGAGAAACAGGUCGAGUUUCUCUUUCAGCUCAUUAAGAACUGUGAUGUUGACAAGCUUCCGGAGCCUCACGCAAACUCUCAUGAGCUGUGAGACAAAAACCCAAGAUGAACAGCUACUGUGGUGAACUGUGGGAUGGCAGAGAUCUGGGCCAUGAGCAGCAGUUGUGUGUUGCGUAUUGGGUGAUGUCUGGAGUGUGGUUUUACAUGCUGUGGUUUACAUACAGAUGGAAACACUGCUGGCUUGCAGCGCCAGGCAAACAUACAGUUUGCUGUUAAGUGAUAAGAAUAGGGACAAAACACAACCACCCAGAUUUCUGUGCUUCCCUGGCCUUACAUGCAGCCAUUAAUGUGACGUUACUAAUUUUUUCAGCAUUUUCUUCAGUCUUUAAGCCUCUGAAAUUGGAAGUCACUUAAAAAUCAAAGCUAUAAUUUGUAGUCAUUCAUGCAUCGUUAAAAGAGGCUGAUCUUCCAAUGUGUGCUUUUGACAAAGUUGUCUUUUUCAUUUAAUUAGUUUUCACAAAUGAUGUGCCUGUCAGAAGCUCAUGUGAGGAGAGCGUGAUAGGGUGUAGGUUGGAUGUCAUUGCAUACAGCUGCACUAUGAGGCUGUUGCACUGCUGGUGGGGUGGGCUUCUUUCCCGGCUGAUCCUUUCAACCAGCAUCAGUGGUGCUCUCAGGUGAUGCCAGGUUGAACUUGGUACUGCUGUUUUCUGACUGCAUUCUGAUUGUAGCUUAAAAUGUUGAGCUCUGAAGGCUUUAGCUAUGUUGCUUUAACAUAAGUUACUCUGAUCUAUGCAGUGCUAGAAACUUUUCUUCCUGUCUUUUCUGUGACUCUCUCUGUUUCUCUCUAGUAAGGCUCAGGGUACGUUGUGAUGCUGAGUGUCCAAAUAAGGAAACGUGGCUUUAAACAGGUAAACUAAACCAGUACUGACUGAUCAUCCCAUUUCUUUUUUCACUGAAUCUGUUUCUGUAACGUUCCUCUUUUGUUCCCCAGAGGACUUCUUUGUGAAAGAUGGUGAAGCUCUCCCAUUUCCUCCAGUUCAGAGGGAGCAGAGCCUUCUCUCCACCUUCAUGACCUACUCUACCAUUUCUCACUUUACCUGCUGCUUCUGUUGACUCAGCUCUCUGGGAAUCCUUAUGUGCACAGGCCAAUGGCUGUCAGCAUUGAUAUUGGCUGUGUUUUUAUUUCUUCUUGCACUAUCACCAUCUUUGUUAGCACUAAAGGGCUAAGCAUUCUUUUGGCCUCAACAGUCUGUUCAGUUGGAGUUACUAUUAUUUGUUAAAGAAUUCAGAACUAGGCAUUAGCCAAAGAAAAGACUGUGUGAAGGCUGUUUUCUUGCACUGACACGCAGACUCUGCUGUACGAAGGAGGCAAACCUUCUCCUGUUGCACUGUUGCAGAGAUGUGUCUCUCUCUUUCAGAGUGUGAGUGGUACACGGGAAUUGGAUGUUGUUCUGCUCUUAAUUCAUUGUGUAAAAUGUACUGGGAUGUGCAGGAAAUACCCAGGAAUGUAUCCUGAAAAACAGUGGUACUGUGAUUCCUAAUACCCAUUCACCAUUUUCUAUUUAUUUGCAGUCUGAUCUUAUCACUAUUGCCAAUGGGCCGAACUGUAUCAAGCUAUUAAAUAACUGAAACCAAAUCGGUACUUUUAUCUAAUAAAGCAACAAAUGCA